GCGGUCUUCGUGAGAUACAACACUACUGCGUCUGCUGAGUUACCCAUCUCUUGGCUGUGACACAAUCUGAGCCAGCGUUCCCUGCUAAGCCGUACUUACAGCUCGCGUUUAGGCAUCGAAUUUGAAGGAGGACUGCGGCUCCAAAGUCGGCUUCAAGGGUAACUAGCAGCCAGGUUGUAACCAUGAUGUCGUCUGCUUCGACUGAAAACCUCUUGAACUCAUUCCCAAUGUUCGGGAAUGUCAGAUGGAGUGUUCUUGAAUAUACUGGGACGUUGGGGGAGACAUGUAAGAUGAACACAAGCGUGUCGUCUGAGUCGCUCAAGCGCAAUUCAACGGCAUCGACGCAGGACGAAAACACACCGCCGACCACUGCAGGGACUCCACCGACUGGCUAUGGCUUGUCACCACCGGUGUACUUUAUAGAUGAGUCUGGGUGCCAACAAAGACGCAAAGGCAGUUUCCUCAACCAUACACCACGAGAUAUCGAGAUGCGGUCUUCGAAGCCACUCGACGUCUACCAACCUUCCAAGAAAUUCAAGGAGAACUACUCACGUCCCAGAACGUCUCAAGGGUUUCGUUCACUCAGCAACAAUCGUAUCGCUACGAGUUCACGUGCUUGUAGCUCGUCGACAGCGUCCCAUACAGCUCGGGGGUCCACCAAAAUCGAGUCUCGAGAUGCAAUCGAGCUUGCCUCCAAAGAGUCCUCGUCACCUUCGUCACUUGAGGUCUAUCAACCAUCAGCCAGGCCAAAUCGACGCUCAUCCUCCGUCCCUUUGGCCAGAGUGCUUACUUACGAGCCUUACUCCACCUUGUCUUCUGAGUGUGUAGGCCGCAAUGCCAGCAUUGGAAGCGCGAGCAUCCCGAUCAGUCGCCCAAAAGAUAAGAAACGCCAGCGCCGCCAAACGCCAUUUAAAGUAACGAUGCCGACUCUGACCAUUGCCGCACGACAUGCGCCACUUGAGCCACUGGUAGCCAAGCACCGACGCAAGGCUAGCUACGACACCAUGAGCGAGCUGCUACCUGAGACCGAAACCGAGCAGGUUGGUGAAAUGGGUACUUUUGGUAUCAUCCAGAGAUACUUCGAUAGCCAGACGGGCGGUCCAGUGUCUGUAUCGGAGGCAAUCUGUCACGCCUACUCACCAGACCCACGAGAUGUUCCUCUUCCGGUGUCCCCUGAGCCAGCUCUUCCGGUAUCAACCAGAGAGCCUAUCAAUAUCUAUGCUAUUGGUGAGCCAGAUAUGCAUGAGCCACCACCAGCAGUACCGGAUCGUAGUCCAAAGCGGCUCACGAACCCAAGCUUCCCAACCCAGAUCGAGCCUGCCGUCUCCACGCCAGACGAUUUUGUCUUCGUGGCUGAGGAGAAAUGUUCGUUGUCUGACGAUGACAAGCAACUGGAGGGUGAUCUCCACGUUCCGAAGGAGCGAAUCUCAAAACGCCUUGACGUAGGACAAGCUGGCCGCGUAGGUUCCUCGCAGGUAGGACGAUUGGCGCCACCGAUUCUCAGCCACGAUGCACUGACAGCGAGUGCUGAUCUGGGCCUGAAUGAUCUCAGUUACUACCUGAAACAUACUGGACCAUCUACAGACCCUCAGUCUUCGGCACAACCGCGCAAGCAAACGAAGUUGUUCAAAGUCAAGCAGCGCAAGACUCUGGCUACUCGCGUCGGAUCCGUGGAAGGCUCUCCUCAGCGAGCGCGCAGACAGGCGCCUAUUCCGACGUGCGCCCGCGAGAUGACCACGUCUGGAGGCGCGCGACAUCUUAGGAUCGUCAUACCAACCGAAAGCCCUCGCAACACUCAGGUGAUUGCUGUCUCCACAUCUCAACCUCCAAAACAACGACGUUCCCGACAUAUCGCCAUCACAUUUAACGAGGAGACGCCGAACCCCCUCGCCAGCCCGAAAGUAGAGCGUAUAAUGGCCAGCCACGGGCGUCGUUCGUUCUCCGAGCCAGCUCCCGUGUCGCCGCGGAACCCGAAGAGGCCACCCGAGUCACCUAAGUCAGUGCCUGCUGAUGACCAUCCACUAGCGGUAUCGCCCGAGCCACGGUCAAACCGAGAAGAUCAGACGAGAGCUCGGAAGCUGCGAGACUUGCAGCGCAUCAAGCGCAAGCCAUUACCGACAUACUCCGAACAGAAAGAGCAGCACUCCGAGCCGGUCGCUGGAGCAUUACCGACACCAGCUCACACACCAGAGCCCUUGCCAGAAUCAGUCAUUGGAAUUGACAGCGGCCAUGAUGAGGGUCUCGAGGAAGAGAGUUGGAUUAGCAGGAUGGCACGGAUGCAGGAGAGGGCCAUGUUGCUGCAGAGACAGAACACGGAGCUCACAGAGGCGCUGGCCAAGAUUGUGGGACUCGAGCUUGAAGAUGGAGAUCUGAAGCCUGAGGACGUGCUGAGGGCAUUCAGGCAGGCCAAGUUCUCGCGAUAAAGAUAGUAACAGGCGGACGAGUGUGGGUAUUCAAUAAAUCUGCAUUGCCAUUAAAUAUAUCUCUGGUUUGUGUCUGGGCUCUGUCCAUGCUCUAGUGUCGCAAUACGAUCGUGACGAGCCGACACGAGGAAGCUCCUGAAGAUCAUGACGAAGCUUCCCUGAAUGUUCCAAAUAUAGAUCUAGUUCCUGGAUGCUUGGCACAUUGCCCAGGUAUCAGCGACAAAUUGUAGCCACCUUGCUCAGUAUCUUGAAAGUCAA
Molecule: messenger RNA, 2681 nt
Organism: Alternaria rosae
Lineage: Eukaryota; Fungi; Ascomycota; Dothideomycetes; Pleosporales; Pleosporaceae
Exons: 1
Coding region: 183-2423 (746 amino acids)
Source: RefSeq, a predicted model, not a curated record